Messenger RNA from Oppiella nova, 633 nucleotides. Lineage: Eukaryota; Metazoa; Arthropoda; Arachnida; Sarcoptiformes; Oppiidae. The record is from the annotation of a GenBank genome assembly.
AUGUUGGGCACCGGCAGCUCGAUCGAGGGUCACCUCCGAGAUCACGCCAAAGAGAAAUACAUCGGAACGGCUGCCACAUCCAAUGCACUGGGAGACCAGAAAUACCUGGAAGUGUUGGGCCAGGAGUUCAACGCCAUGUCACCCGAGAAUGAGAUGAAGUGGGGUUUCCUGGAGACGAGUAAAGGGAACUACCAGUGGGGGAAUGCCGACAAACUGGUGGCCCUCGCCGAGCAGCACAACAUGAAGUUCAGGGGACACACCUUCCUGUGGCACAAUCGCAUCCCAGAGUAUGCCAUGGCUUUGGACGGCAAAAAGUCUGAACUUGAGAAAGUAGUUAAGGAUCAUAUCAACACAGUUGCUGGACACUUUAAGGGUAAGAUCUACGCGUGGGAUGUCGUCAAUGAGGUGCUCAAUGAGGACGGGUCGGGCAAUAAGCUAAGGAACAGCCUAUUCUCGCGAACUCUGGGCUCUGGUUUUGUUGAGGAGGCCUUCCAUACGGCACACGCGGCCGACCCUAACGCCAAGCUAUACAUCAAUGACUACGGCAUCGAAGCCAAGAACAAGAAGUCGGACGCCUUAUACGAGUUGGUGAAGGAGUGGAAGGCUAAGGGAGUUCCCGUUCAUGGGGUCGGU